Molecule: messenger RNA, 2990 nt
Organism: Drosophila ananassae
Lineage: Eukaryota; Metazoa; Arthropoda; Insecta; Diptera; Drosophilidae
Exons: 12
Coding region: 85-2787 (900 amino acids)
Biological process (GO): translation; nucleobase-containing compound metabolic process
Molecular function (GO): mRNA binding; structural constituent of ribosome
Source: RefSeq, a predicted model, not a curated record
AACUAGUUGUAGUCGAUUGUUUUCCCAAUCAGCUUUUGGUUAAUCGAAUAAUGCCGCAUUUUGCGGUAUAAAGAAGCCAUUAACAUGUCCACGCGACCCCGACGAGCUGCUGCUGCCAAACCGAAGCUGGUAGUGGAGCUAUCUGAUUCAGAGGAGGACGUGGAGGUCGUGGAGAACGAUGAUUACAAGCCACCAGAGGCCAAAAGUCGCCGCAUCGAUAGGGCAGCAGAAGCUUUGGCAGGCACAUCAACAAGGAGACGGUGGCCCACAAAAACUACAGCUGCCGAGCCUGCCGCGACGGCGCCCAAGAGAAAACGGGCUAAGAAGUCAAAGGAAGAUGAGAACUCAUGUCCCAAUGAAACCAAUCCGGAGAACCAGGAAGAGGCACCACCAGCCCCAACGCCGCCACCACGGCCUGUGACGCAAACGGAUGGAGCAGCUGCUAGUACAACUACUGGACGCAGUUCCUUCUGGGAGCGGAGGAAGGUGUGGAACAUACACGAGCUCUUGGCAGAGACGGAGAAUAUUCAGCCCCAGGCAGCUCGCAAUAUUGUGCAGCUCUUCGAGAAUGAGAACACCAUUCCAUUUAUCUGCCGUUACCGACGUGAUCUUGUAGAUCAUAUAGCUCCGGAUCGCUUGCGAGACAUUCGUAAUACCUACACGGAAAUAGUGGAUCUGAGAAAAAAGGCUGAGAAUAUUGUCACCCAGUUGGAGCGCGAAAAUGUUUUGAAUCCUGAGAUUCGUGAUGAGCUGAUGUGUGCCAAGACCAAUGAGGAGCUGGAGUUUCUCUACGCCCCCUACAAGCCGGCCAGCAAAGGCACUUUAGCGGAGCGGGCCAAAGCUCUUGGCCUGGAGGAGUACGCCGAUCGUCUGCUAUAUGGCACGGCUCCGAAAGUUGAACUUGCUUCAAUAGUCGAUCGAGAAAAUGAGGCGCUUUCCUCAGAAGCCUUGGUGAUGAGUGGAAUCUGUAACAUAAUAAUACAUAAUAUGAGCAAGAAUACCAAUGUUUUGGAGGAAUUGAGGCGAUUACAAAACGUCCAUCGAGUGUUCCUUAAGUGCAGCAAGACCAAGGAGGCUGCGACCUCAAAGGCAAAUUCAAGCAAAUCAUCUAGCGGCAAAGGAAGCAGUAGCAUUGCCGAUAAGAAGCUAGAUAGCUCCAAGUUUGAGAACUAUUUCAACUUUCAAGGAGACAUAAAGACCAUAAAGCCACACCAGAUGCUAGCCAUUAAUCGAGGGGAGAAGCACAAGUUCCUGUCUGUGAAAUUGGAGACGAAUGAUUACCUAAAACGCGAUCUAAUGCGCUUUAUAAACGAUCAAUAUAUGACUGAGGGUCUACACUAUCCAUUAAGACGGGAGGUUUUCACUAAAUCCGUGGAAGAGUGCUACUCUAAAAAAUUGCAACCAUUGAUGUGCCGUCAAAUCCGGGCUGACCUCAAGGAAAAGGCCCAGAAGGCAGCUAUUGAUGUGUUCGCCAAGAACCUUAAGCAGUUGCUACUGAUGUCGCCGCUUAAGGGAGAACGUAUCCUGAGCAUCGACCCAGGGUAUACCAAUGGCUGUAAACUGGCGGUGAUAUCUGAGACAGCCGAUGUUCUGGAGACAGGGGUCAUCUAUCCACAAGGGGCCAGGUCUAAUAAGCACGGUGCAGAAAAGACACUAGUUAAUUUACUCAACAAACACAACUGUCAGAUUAUUGCCCUCGGGAAUGGCACUGCCUGUCGGGAAACUGAGCAUUGGCUGACGGAUAUGUUCCAUGCCGGUACCUUGGAUAGCCAGCGGAUCCGCUACAGUAUCGUGAAUGAGAACGGGGCAUCUGUUUACUCUUGUAGCGACGUGGCUAGCAAGGAGUUUCCCGAUAUGGACACCAACGAGCGAAGUGCAGUUUCCAUUGCACGCCGUUUAAAUGAUCCGUUGAGCGAGUACGUAAAAAUAGAACCUCGUCAUCUUGGUGUUGGAAUGUAUCAGCACGAUGUUUCGGAAAAGAUACUAACCGAGUCCCUAAAAGACGUCGUCUCAGAGUGCGUGAGCUAUGUCGGCGUGGACUUGAACACUGCGAGCCUGAGUGUGUUAAAGCACAUUGCUGGCUUGUCGGAAAAGAAGGCUGAAAAAAUCAUUGAACACCGGCUGAAAAAAGGACCAUUUCAGACCCGUAAGGAUUUGCUUUCCGUCCGCACCAUUGGCGAGAAAUCUUUCGUGCAAUGCGCCGGGUUCGUUCGCAUCGAACCGCUCAGCGUUGGAGGCAAAUUGCAGAACCCACUCGACUGCACUUGGGUUCAUCCCGAGAGCUAUAAAGUAGCAGAGAGUAUCCUGAGUGAAUGUGAUUUGAAGCUGUCGGAUAUUGGCAAAGCUGGCUUCAUAGCUCGGAUCAAGGAGUUUGCCGGCUCCAAGACGAAGUUGGAAAAGAUUGCCAAGCAGCACAAGUUGCCCAUGGAAAGGUUGGACUUUCUAAUGGUGGCAUUGCAACGGGAACUACUACAAGAUUACCGGGCAGAUCUGGACAAGCGACCACUUUUUAAGCAGGGACUGACCAGGCUAGACGAGCUCAGCAUUGGAGAUGUAGUAACAGGAGCUGUGACCAAUGUUACCCAGUUCGGUGCUUUCGUGGACGUCGGAGUGGAGCGCGAUGGCUUGAUACACAAGAGCCACAUGAACAACAGCGAGCUCAGCAUCGGCGACAGGAUUGUGGCAUCGGUGGUCAAGGUGGACCUGCAGCGAAGGCAACUGGGCCUGCGAUUGGAAAAUAUGCUAAUGGAGACGGACACAUCCUUUACCUUUAAAACGGAAGAGUAACAAAAAAGGCGGUUGAAUUUGAAUGCUUUUGGAAGUAUUUAAUGAUUUAUAUCGUAAUUGUUUGGGGUGCUCACAGGAGCGUUCGUUCAUAUAUACUAUAUAUAGUUCAUAUAUAUACGUGUAUAUAGUAUAGUAUAACGGCUUUCCUAAAUGUACUCAAAGCUUAUCAUUUAGUAAUAAAUGUUCACAUAAAAAUCACCGAA